Hippocampus comes (tiger tail seahorse) is the source of this 1066-nucleotide messenger RNA. It is a transcript of the gene morn4, whose product is annotated as MORN repeat containing 4. The transcript has 5 exons. The record is from RefSeq and is a predicted model, not a curated record. Gene Ontology annotation, biological process: response to axon injury. Bases 143 to 583 code for a protein of 146 amino acids. Lineage: Eukaryota; Metazoa; Chordata; Actinopteri; Syngnathiformes; Syngnathidae. Gene Ontology annotation, cellular component: cell projection.
AGAAUUUUCACUUUACGAGAGACACACGAAGGUAGCAUACGGUCCUCAGCCAGUUAUCAUAUUUUUUUACGCCCCUCGGCUGCUCCACGUCGCCUACAUGCUUCAGAGACAACAAACGUAGCGUACAGAUAGAAGGGGCGACAUGACUUUGACCAGAGGCUCCUUCACCUAUGCCACUGGAGAGGAGUACCAUGGCGAGUGGAAAGAAGGUCGGAGGCAUGGCGUCGGCCAGCUCAAGUUCCAGGAUGGAACGCGUUUCUCGGGACAGUUUGAGGAUGGUCUCUUCCACGGCGCCGGAGUCCUACUCUUUACGGAUGGAUCCAGGUACGAGGGGGAGUUUGCGCAUGGAAAGUUUCAGGGCCUGGGCAUCUUCAGUCGUUUCGACGGCAUGAAGUUCGAGGGAGAAUUCAAAGACGGACGCGUGGAGGGAUACGGACUGUUGACGUUCCCGCAUGGUACACAUGGCAUUCCACGGAACGAGGGCUUGUUCCAAAACCACAAACUCCAAAGGCGAGAAAAGUGUCCCGCUGUGGUGCAGAGGGCGCAGGCGUCGGCCACCAACGCUCGCAGUAUCGCUCUUUGACUCUCACUAACUUUGACAUCCAUGUCAUGGUCUUUGCUUGUUCGAGGAGUGCCUCAGGGAGGAAUACUCCUCCCCCUCAUGCUCCUUGUCCUCGUGACUUCUUUGAAACAAUGGAUUUAUGAAACACAUCAAACCAAGCCUUUAACAUCAAGUUUUUUUCUACUGGAAACACUCAUUAACAGUGUCUUAGCAGGCUAAUAGUGAGCAAACCAACAUCAAAAUGCUAAGAAAGAGAAUACAUAAGGCUUAUUUCACACAUUUUACCUACGACACCUGCAAUAUGAAGGACUAUUUUGACCACGUUAAAACAAACUGCCCGGAUGAUAAAAUGAGAGGUAUGCAAGUACAAAGUUCGAAUGUUACUUAAAUAUAAGUUGAAAUUUUACAAUAGUAAGAAAACAUAAUUUAUGAGAAUGAAGUCGUCAUUUUAUGAGAAUUAGCCUUUAGUUUUAUAUGAAUAAAGAUACUUUUUUUUUAAAGAGA